GAGCGACAGAUUAGAUAUUAAUCGGCGAUGAAGAUGCGAAAAGAUAACAGUGUCUUUUUGAAGCACCGAUUAUGCAAAGAAAAAUUGUGAAAUAGUAGUCGGCUAAAACACAAACAAAAUUCCAAGCUUGUCGAUAUUUGUGUUUCCUUUAGUACACUAACCUACUCAGAAAUCUUGUUCGUGUUCUUCGCCUCUAGAUAUUUGAACCAACAUAGUCAAUCUUUAAUAGCUAUGCAAUCUAUUCUCUUGCCGCCGACUCGUUCCGGCGGCCUCCUUUCCCUUUCUCCGGCCAAAAUCUCGGCGACUCAUCUUUCUUUAUCAUCUUCUCCUAGACAAUAUGUUUCCUUUAAUUCACCCCUACCCUUUUCUUCUCCACUCAAAAAGAUUCAAUCUUUAACUCCUAUUAUUCACACUACCAAGAUUCUUGCUUCUGCCCCCAUUUCAACCAAUUACACUCCUAGUGAUGACACUGAAAAGUUAAAACUUGCCCAGGUUGCGAAAAGGUUAGAGAAUACAUCAAGGUAUCUAAAGAGAUUGGGCAGUUUUGGAUUUUGGGGGCAGUUGGUGUGUACGAUUGUAGCGGCUGUGAUCCUUUCAUUUUCCAUAGUUGUUACCGGAAAGGUUACUUCACCUGCUACAUUUUAUGCCACUGCUGGUGGUAUUGCUGCUGGAUUCAUAUCAGUAUUCUGGUCCUUCGGAUAUAUACGUCUUGCUGAUAAGCUCAAGAGAACUGCCAAUAACCCUGUAAAGGCUCCUCCUCGUGCCGAUGUGGUUAAUAGCUUGAAAAAUGGAAUUGUGCUGAACCUUCUUGGUAUGGGGGCGGCUGUUCUUGGUAUGCAAGCGACAGUAGGAUUUUUGGUCGCCAAGGCCCUGACUACCUCAAGCAAUCCAUUUUAUCAGGGUGUCUCCCCAGGAAGCAGUCCUGUUCUGGCAUUGGAUGUUUUCUUGGUUCAGGCAUCAGCGAAUACCAUCCUUUCUCAUUUUUUGGGUCUUGUUUGCUCCUUGGAGUUGUUGCGUUCGGUUACAGUAUCACCUAAUGAAACCAUUCCAGCUCCCAAGAUGGCAUGAGACUGUCAAUGAUCCAUUGUGCUUUAAGGUCAGAACGAUGUUUCCCCGGCUAUGAAGUUUUAAAUAUGUGGUCCUUUAAUUGUAAUAAUAACUUUAUUAUGUAUCAUGAUCAAGUUCUUGCAACUAAUAGUUCUGUGUAACUUGAUAAAUAUUAUUAGGCCCCUUUUAUGGAUAAAUGAAUACCCAUAGUCAAGCAGUUUUCUUUAAUUUGCACUGCUGCAAAACGCAGGUUAUGUAAUAUUCAUUAUCUUAUCUACUGUACUGCAUUUUCAUUUUUC
Daucus carota subsp. sativus is the source of this 1346-nucleotide messenger RNA. Its product is annotated as protein TIC 21, chloroplastic. The record is from RefSeq and is a predicted model, not a curated record. NCBI's taxonomy places the organism in Eukaryota, Viridiplantae, Streptophyta, Magnoliopsida, Apiales, Apiaceae. Bases 232 to 1068 code for a protein of 278 amino acids. The transcript has 4 exons.